Messenger RNA from Fusarium oxysporum Fo47, 2097 nucleotides. RefSeq lists its product as uncharacterized. Lineage: Eukaryota; Fungi; Ascomycota; Sordariomycetes; Hypocreales; Nectriaceae. The transcript has 9 exons. The coding region runs from base 61 to 2097 and encodes 678 amino acids. The record is from RefSeq and is a predicted model, not a curated record.
CUUGAUUUAGAAUCUACUCUCGCAUCACUCAAAUCAUAUCAAAAUCUUCACCUAUUCAAAAUGGCAUCUGAACUUCCUCCCAACGCCCUUGGCAAAUUGGCCUCAUCCGUCAAGAACAUCGUGACAGGUGUUCCAUUGGAAGAUCAAAACGAAACCAAUGCCUCAGCCACCAAGCAAGUCGACAAGAGCCUCGACAAGACUGUCGACAAGACCGUCGAGACAACUGACGAUGCCACCAUUCACAAGGAGAAGCAAGCUCCCGUUGUGCACGAAGACGUCAAGUCUCACGAGCAUGAGAAGGUUGAUACUGAAGUCGAUCACGAGGUCCACCAGGACCAUUACCAUACCACCAUCCAGCCAGUCAAGGACAAGAAUGUCCUGCCCACCAAGCAUGUCUACAAGGAGAAUGAAGUCGAAGAGGAGAUCGACCACCGCAAUAACGAGGCUAAGCUGAAGGCCAAGGAAGAAGCUGCUAGGAUCAAGAACGAGAAGAACGUUGAGGACACUACUCACUCAAGAGAGUAUGCUCCCACGAAGGAGCAUGAGCACAUUCACCACCAUCUCCACGAGAAUAUUCAGCCCGUGAUCGAGAGAGAAACCGUCCAACAGAAGGUCAUCCACACUACAAAUCACAUCCACGAGAAGGAGCAACUCAACGACGAAUACCACGAGGCCACUGUUGCUCCCGCAAUCUCCCUGGACGAGUUCAAGAACGGCGGUGCCAAGACUGGAACUACUGUCACCAAGGACAUUGAGAUGCCAGUCUCUGGCGUCAAGGCCACAGCAAAGAAGAGGGAAGCUCUCGGAGACGUGGAUGUCGAGGAAGGUUCCAAAGUUGCAGGAUCUGCUGUUAUAAACUCUCUAUAUAUUGCCACGGCUUCCUACUGGAAGAAGACCUUCUUACCACAUGACAUUUCUGAGCAGUCCGUUAUCGGUGUGUGGUUGAAGGGAACAUCGUAUGAAGAUAUGCUACAUAUUUGGGGUGUAUUUCGAGCUGGGUACACCGCACAGCUCAUUUUGCUUCGAAUGACCGACCCCUCUGUCGCUCACGAGGUCUUAACAGCCGCAGGAGCUGCAGCAUUAGUCCACGAUCCUUAUUUGGCUUCUGUUCUUCAAGAUAGUACAAUACCCACAUUCUCGGCCAACGGGCUUCUUUCAAAAUCCGAGUCUAAGCUAACACCUGUGGGGCCUUUGCCAAAGAUGAUGGAUGGAGACCAGAUUUUGAUGAUAUACCAUACUUCUGGCUCAACCUCUGGAGCACCCAAACUUUUCCUUCUGUUACCAAGGACCAUGGUCAAGGUUGCGAUCACAAUGCUGUUUCUGGAAAGCGACCUUCAAGGCGGCUGCUUCAUCAUUCCAACAAGUAUCCCAUAUCCUACCUCCGAGCUCGUCGAUAUGAUCGACAAUCAUGGGCUCACACGACUCGACAUGUUUCCGGUCUUCUUGUCGCAGCUCUUCCGCCAAGCGCGCCAUGAUCCAUUGCUCUUCAGGAGUUUGUGCCUUUUAGACCAUAUAGUAUAUAGGGGUUACCCGCUCAAUCCUUAUGAGGAGUCUUGGGCCCAUGGUCAUAAUUUUUAUCUUAUAAGUGCCUUUGGGUUUACCGAAGUGCGACUGAAUCUCAUUUCCUAUGGGGCCAAGGAGGUCGCACUGGGGCCGGUUUCACCUCUGACAGAUGCGACGGAUGGCAAGUUUCACACUGGCAAUCUAGGCCGCGAUGAUGAUUGGGUCAAGAUGGAAAUGGCUUUGCGGUGCGAUGCCAACUCAAUCGAGGUUGACGCUCUGCAGUGCUGUGGAGACGACCUGAUUCACGCUGUUGUCGCAAUUGGCGUCGGGCGUCCUUCGCCAGCCAUUGUCCUUGAGCCUAAGCACGAUGAUGUCCUGGAGUCCACAGAGAAGACGCGAGAGCUUCAGCUCAAGGUUCUGCAGCGAAUUACUCCAUUCCACCGGCGACGAUACAAGCACGAAAGAAUCGAAGACGUGAAUCUAAUCUUUGUUGUCCCGCAACGUUCGUUGCCUCGAACUGAUACGAAGGGCAAUAUCAGAAGAUUGAAAGUUGAAGAGCAGUUCAAGCAGAAGCUAGACGAGAUGUUUAAAUAG